Drosophila simulans is the source of this 785-nucleotide messenger RNA. RefSeq lists its product as uncharacterized. Gene Ontology annotation, cellular component: DRM complex. The record is from RefSeq and is a predicted model, not a curated record. Lineage: Eukaryota; Metazoa; Arthropoda; Insecta; Diptera; Drosophilidae. Bases 295 to 702 code for a protein of 135 amino acids. Gene Ontology annotation, biological process: regulation of DNA-templated transcription. The transcript has 3 exons.
AAAAACGCGUUCUAAUGGCCGGUAUUCAGUUCUUGCAGGGCUUCCCUCGUUGACCUUGUCUGCAACCCUGGGUAACUCCUGGAAAUUUGCACAUUACGCAUUCGUUUUGAAGGUGGCAACCCUCCUGCGGUGACAAUUAAUUUCGUACAGCUCAUUAGGCGUUGGAAAACUUUCGCCAAGGGUGGCUUUGUAUUCUGGAUUUUAAACCUGUCAUUCCAGCGAAAAGUGGUGUAUAAAAGCUAAUUUCUUGGGUCCCUUCUGUUUUGAUAUAUUCUAUUAGCACGUUGCUAAAAUAUGAAAAAAGUUAAGAAGUCCAUUAAGCGGGAAAGUCCCAGCGAUGAGGAGUACACUUUGGAGGAGGACCCAAUCGAAUUCGAGUUGGAAAAGAUGGAGAGGGGCAGUUCCAAUGGGGAAAGCGACGAAGAAGGUCAGCGGGAUCAAAAGCAAGUGGACUCCAACAUCGACGAGAUGGACGAGCAAAACGACGAGGAACAGGAGGCAGCCAGGAAACAGGAUGCGGAAAGGCAGAACGACUUGCGCAAGAUGUAUGAACUUAGUCUCCUCCCGCCGGCGGCCAUAGCAGCCCAGAUCCAGCAACUGGAGAAGGAGAUCUACGAGCUGAGCCAAUGGGAAGCCAGGGAGCUCAUCCGGAGCAAACACCUGCGCAUCUUUGGCAACUGCCGUCGUCGCGCCAACAAGUGAAGAAGUGACAAAUCUGCUUACAGAACACUGUAUACUGUUGAUGACUUUGAUGGUAUCAAAUAAAGGGUCGUCAACGAAAGUGA